Spea bombifrons (plains spadefoot toad) is the source of this 2601-nucleotide messenger RNA. It is a transcript of the gene FLT1, whose product is annotated as fms related receptor tyrosine kinase 1. Gene Ontology annotation, biological process: protein phosphorylation; vascular endothelial growth factor receptor signaling pathway. NCBI's taxonomy places the organism in Eukaryota, Metazoa, Chordata, Amphibia, Anura, Pelobatidae. Gene Ontology annotation, cellular component: plasma membrane. The record is from RefSeq and is a predicted model, not a curated record. Gene Ontology annotation, molecular function: vascular endothelial growth factor receptor activity; ATP binding. Bases 196 to 2259 code for a protein of 687 amino acids. The transcript is spliced from 13 exons.
GAGGACGUCCCGACACUGCUGGAUAGUGCUUUGUGCAGGAUAACGCUUCAUCACUACUGUAACUCACAGCCUGGGGACCGGAGAGGACACAAAGCACUCGCUGGGAGCACAGAUCACCUUUAUUUAUUAUUAAUACUCACAGAACUCGCAGCCUUGCUCUGUGAAUUGUGACAUUGAGGUUAGGAUUGCUCAGCCAUGUUAAGCUGUAUGACGGUGGGAAUGCUGUGCCUGCUCUUUGGAUGUUUAAUGCUAACAGGUCAUAGUUCUGCUUCCAGGGCACCCAAGCUCAAUAUAAAAGCAAAGGAGAUAGUUAUACACGCAGGCCAGCCGCUUCAUCUCACGUGCAGUGGUGAAGAAAAUGUUUUUUGGAAAUUCUCAGCCGUUUUAGGCAAGGAUAGUAAAAGACUGCAUAUUACACAGAACGUCUGUGAAGGGCAUCCCAAGAAAGUGUGCCGAAGGCGCCUAACCUUGAGAAAGGCUCAGAUAAACGAUACAGGGUUUUACAGCUGUGAACUCUAUUCAUCAUUCAAAAGACCAGCAAGGAGGGACCUGUCUACUUCUAUAUAUGUAUUUAUUACAGAACCAAACACACCAUUUGUAGAGAUGCACAGGAACAUACCCGGGGUCGUACGCAUGAUUGAAGGAGAGGAGCUUGUUGUUCCUUGUCGGACGACGUCUCCAAACAUAACUGUCACCUUUAAGAAGAUGAAUAGUGGUGUACUUAAGGCUGACGGACAGAACAUUAUUUGGGACUAUAAAAGAGGAUUCAUAAUCCCCAAACCAACAUACAGAUUUAUUGAUCUCCUGAGUUGCGAGGCGACAGUCAAUGGAUCUGUUCACAGUACAAAAUAUAUCAUAAUCAGACUAACCAGUGCAAUUCACAGCAUGCAGCUUAACGUGUCAAGCUCCAUCAGACUGUUGACGGGAAAUUCUCUUUCCAUUAACUGCACUGUUACAGCUGACUUAAACUCAAGACCUGAAAUACAAUGGGAAUAUCCCGGACUGAAGAAAAGAAAACUUGCUUUCAUAAUUAAUCGGAUGGACAGAUCAAACCCCAAAUCAAUCACAUUCUACAGCAUACUAUUUAUUGAUAAGGUCCAGAGAAUUGAUGAAGGACAAUACAUCUGCGCUGCAAAGAAUGGUCAAUUAACAAAAUCGGUUAACACAACAGUACGCAUUCAUGCAAAGCCAUUCAUUAAUGCAAAACCCAAACAUAAAGGCAUUUUAGAAGCUGUUGCCGGCCAAAAGUCUUACCGUAUUUCGGUGAAAGUGAGAGCCUUCCCUUCACCAGAGGUUAGAUGGUUGAAAGAUGACUUACUGGCGGCAGACAAAUGUGCUCGCUAUAUUGUAGGUGAUAACCACUUAAUCAUCAAGGAUGUAGCUGGAGAAGAUGCAGGAAUUUACACCAUCUCGCUGCAUUUGAAAGAGGAGAACCUUACCAAAAAUCUGAGCAUGAGGCUCAUUGUUAACGUAAAGCCACAGAUUUAUGAAAAAUCGGUGUCUUUUCAAGAAUCCCAUCUUUACCCACUUGGCAGCAAGCAAACACUAAGAUGUACAGUCUUUGGAGUUCCUGCUCCUACUAUAACAUGGAUGUGGCAUCCGUGUCCACCCAACGAUUCUAAAGCACAGUGUGAUGUUACCACUAAAAAUGAUCUUCCGGUGAUUCUUGGAAAGAACAGUAGCCACCUUGGAAAUAAAAUCCAAAGCCUUAAACAACGAACGCAGAUUAUCGAAGGGAAAAACAAGACAGCAAGUAUUCUUGUUAUAGAAGAGUCUAAGGCUUCCGGAGUUUACACCUGCGUGGCCACCAACAAAAUUGGAAGUGAAAGACGGCACAUACGUUAUUAUGUAACAGAUAUACCUAAUGGAUUUCAUGUAAGUUUAAACAAAGAGCCAGCCGAAGGAGAAGACUUAAUAUUAUCAUGUUCGGUUAACAAGUACCUGUACACAGAUAUUAGCUGGACUUUACUCAGGAAGACUGGGAACCGAACAAUGCAUCACAGCAUCAGCAAACAGAGAGAUGCCGUUACAACAGAAUACUCGACGACUCUGGUGGCGCUCAUCAAGAAUGCCACCCAUGCGGAUUCAGGAAGCUAUUCUUGCAGGGGAAAGAACAUAUACACAGGGGAAGUAAUUCAGCAGGUGAAAGAAAUUGCUAUCAAAGGGGACAACUGCAAUAAAAAAACAUCUUUCUCAAGGACCUCUAAAUUGAAAAGAAGGAAGAGCAACUGUACAACAGAAAGCAGUGGGGCCCAUUAAAAGACUCAUGGAAACUUACAGCGGUCUCAAAGAUUGUGAUUAAUUAUUGAAGGUACUGAAUAUGCUUCAUGGAAGUAUUGGAGAAGUGGCAGUGCAUGUGUGGAUUAGUGAGAGUGAAGCAAAGUAAACUGACCCAGCUGAAUUGUCAUAUCUACUACGAGCAGGAGAUUCAGUAGCAAGGAACUCCAAGCAACUCAUUCUAUGAAGGAUAAUGUUUCAGGGAUCAUCCACAAUGUUACUCCUGUUCUAAAACCAUCUAGUUUUAUUUUCAUGUUGUUUAAAAAAAAUGUAGGACUUAAUGAAUGCACCUAAUGGUAAUUUCUAUAGUUCAGAGAUUGAAAG